AUGAAGAAGAGAGAAGAAGAGUGGCGGACAGCGCGGUGUUUAAGAAGGAGGGGUGGUGUCAUGGACCAGAAUCAGAUCAAUUGCCGGGUACUUGUGUUUAGUAUGGAGCUACCAUAUUAA
Messenger RNA from Penicillium digitatum Pd1, 120 nucleotides. The record is from RefSeq and is a predicted model, not a curated record. Lineage: Eukaryota; Fungi; Ascomycota; Eurotiomycetes; Eurotiales; Aspergillaceae.